Messenger RNA from Clarias gariepinus (North African catfish), 2792 nucleotides. RefSeq lists its product as uncharacterized. Lineage: Eukaryota; Metazoa; Chordata; Actinopteri; Siluriformes; Clariidae. The coding region runs from base 1 to 885 and encodes 294 amino acids. The transcript is spliced from 5 exons. The record is from RefSeq and is a predicted model, not a curated record. Gene Ontology annotation, biological process: response to bacterium.
AUGCUGCACACACUCCUCAGACAGAAGAUGCUCACACUGAUGUGGAUUAUAGCAAUGCUUUUUGAUAAAACUGUAGAUUCUACACAGACAAAGGGUGUAUAUCAGCCAAAAUCGAUGAUCACUGCUGGUGUUGGUGAUAGCGUGACUCUGCACUGCCUUCGACUAGGAGAGGACAACACUGAAGCCAUUGUUUGGUACAAGCAAAAAAUGGGACACGGGCUUCGUGUGAUGGUCACAGUUCAAAAGGACUCCACUUAUGAAGAUGAGUUUAAGUCACCAAGAUACAGCAUUGAGAAAAACAAAAUGAGCUGCCAUUUAAAAAUCACUAACGUGCAACUAUCUGACGAAGCCAUGUAUCACUGUGGAUAUCGAGAUUUUUUAACAAGGUUUGGAAAUGGAACAUUUCUAGCAGUGACAGGUGAUGAAGAUGUAAAAGUGUCAGUAUCACAGAGAGGCGGGUUGGACUCGGUUCCUGCAGGAGCGUCAGUGACUCUGCAGUGCUCGGUUCUCUCUGAGAGCAGAGCAGCAGAACUCCAAGUGCUCUGGUUCAGAGCUGCUCCACCACAAUCCCAUCCUCAAAUCAUUUACACUCAUCACAACAGCAGCCAUCAGUGUGUGAGCGGCUCUUCUACACACACCUGUGUGUACAACUUCUCCAAGAACAUCCUCAGCCUCAGUGAUACUGGGACUUACUACUGCGCUGUGGCCGCGUGUGGGAAGAUCAUUUUUGGGAACGGGACACGAGUACAACUGGAGGGAUCUGUGGAUCCUGUAGUAAUCUGCCUUACUGUAGCUUUGGGAGUGUGUGUCAUCGUGAUCUUUGCAUUGAUGUUUGUCGUAACCCGUAAAAAAAGAGACAAGGGUAAGUCUAUUUAUGACAAUUAAUAAAGUUAUUAUAUUAUUGCUGGUGAUUAUUAGACUGGGUAAUUAUUAUACUAGCUAAAGUAUGUGUCAUUGUAAAGAGUUUGUAGAAAUAUUUAAAGCUAAAGAUAAUCAGCUGAUCUUUAAUAUUAUUAUUUCAGGUUAAAGCCGACAUACAUGUCUGUCUGUCAUUCUGUACCACAGAACUGUUUGUCAGAACUAACCUUUCGUUGGAGACCGGUGUUGCCUAAAACACCAGUGUUGGCGGAGCAUAAACACCGACCUCCUGGGGGUGCCAGGGAGAACACAUCAUUCUUGAAAGAAAUUUUACACGCCACUCCCCGGGGGAGGGCUUCUUCAUGGAGAAGACAGUGCGUAGGUCAGACUCCUUUAAGGCCGACAGUCCCGACUCUUGAGCACGGCAUGGAAGGAAUUUCCUGAUGACUUGUUUAUAUAAUUUCACCUUCCGAAACUUAGUGGCGACGCCACUAGUUUACGGCGUCACCAAACAGGCCGGAAGGCGAGAUGGGGGCAUCAAGGAGUAACGCGCAAUUCUUAUCCUUGUUGCCCAUGAGAUUUAGCCACAGGUGUCUCUCCGCAGAAUAAAACGGGCGAUAGCACAGGCCGUCUGCUUUGUUGCACGACUUUGUGGCUCAGCGUAGUUCCAGGAACGCCCUAUCAUUAAGCCUUACAAAAACCGCCAUGGUGUGCAGUGGAGCACCAGCCUGAUCCGCUGCCUGAAAGCUUUUCCCCACCAGGGAAGAUGUCGGUCUACGCGGCUUGAUAGGGAGUGUGUGCUUUUUUCAGGGAGGAUGAUGUCCCAGGAGAGAGAUAGCCCGCAAGCAUCUUUUCUAUCUGUGGCAUCAUCAUUUAACCCCGUGCCUUCGCAUCAACGAUAUUCGAAUAAAUCGGAGUUGAUGGCACGAAAAACACGGGAUAAAUAAAGGUUAUUCCGUGAAAUAGUUAACUCAUUAUAAAGGUCAGCAAAAAUAAAAGGAGAGAGAGAGAGCGUCGCUAAGGCUUCUCCCCAGGCCACCUCACAGAAACCUGUCGUCUAAAUUUUUAAGCGCUUGGGGAAAUCCCGCUUCUGCGGCCAGACGAUAUGCAAUCGCUCGAUCACAUGCAUUAGUUACCUGCAGUAACUCCUCCAUACCCGUGGAAACGAGAGAAAGGGGGAAUUCCGUCUCAGGCGCAUCUGCCAGAUUGCAUUGUUUAACCCCAGGAAUGCGCCGCAGCUCACGAUUUCUCUUUAGAGAAUCUGAGCCGCACGCAAAGCACUCAAAACAAAGGUGUGGAAAUCGCGCUCCGAAAGAGAUCUAUCAUGCGGAGGUACAGAUCUCCUAACAAACUUCACCAUAUCGGUGAGAUAAUACUUUUAAACUCGCUUGCACACACACACGCGAACACAAUGCAGUCCUAAAGACAAAAAGAUCUGAGGAUGUUUCCGGUUUCACUCCUAUUUAUAACCUGCAGGUGCACUUCAUUAGAUGACGUCCUCUGACCGAGGUUAUAUAUAGCCAAAAUUUUGCCUAUUUGAUACACACAUGCUUCACAACCAGUAGAACAAAAAUAUGUUCCCAAAGCGUUUUCACACAGCAUCGAGUGUAGCUUUUGAAAGGGAACUUUUAGCUGCACUACUGUCGAAAAGAUUGUUAAAGGAAAUUGAUUAACACUUGCUAGACAUCAGAAGUAAAAAAUAAAACGUGAUUGUUGAUAAAAAAAAAUAUGUUCAACUAUAAAGGUGCACUGUGAAUAAUUUGUUUUUGUUUUUUUAAAUUACAUUCUCUUUUCUAUAGUGAGGCUCAAACAAGGUUUUAUGGUAGACAAGACCCUCAAUCAGGACUGUGACAAUAUGGAGUUGAAUUACGCUGCCUUAAAUUUCAGUGAAAGGAGAACCAAAAAAGGAAGAACAAAGAAAAAACAACCUCAAG